Salmo salar (Atlantic salmon) is the source of this 8061-nucleotide messenger RNA. The record is from RefSeq and is a predicted model, not a curated record. Lineage: Eukaryota; Metazoa; Chordata; Actinopteri; Salmoniformes; Salmonidae.
GUUUCCUUAUCCCCGGACUCUGACUCAUUGGAAUGUGUGGAGAACAGCAAACCCUUGCAGCCUAUGAGAAAGUGAGGAAUUUGAGAAUUUCCCAGAGAGCAUGAAUGGCAUAAAGUAAAUUUAAGGAUAAUUAGGAGUGCUGCCUGCAUUGUGCAUUACACUGAUCUUUAAAAAUAUGAAAGGAUAGGUUCCAAUCUGGCUCAUGGCCAGAUGGCCACGUGAUUACGAGUAUGACUUCAAUCAGAAGGAAAAUGAUUGGAUUCCAUAUUGACCAUGAGUUUGCUUUCGACUUCAAUGAGAGAAGUUCAUCCAUUUUCUUUGACGGUAUCUUUCAAUUUCAUCAUUGGUAAUUGGAAAGGUUUGAAUAGCUGUUUUCUUUUCAGCUACCAGGGUAUUCACUAUUUAAGCAAGUUGGUCAAGGAUUUUUUUCUUCACAGAACCUCCUUAUAAAGGCCUUGUGCUCCUCUGUCCUCUCAUUUGUGUUUCAAUUACUUUGGCAUUUGAGCUGUUAUAUAAACAACUUGACCUAGAAAGAAACGGAGAGAUUUUGAUAUAAAGCAGGUGGCUUUGGAAUAACCUUUCCAUACAUAAUACCAACCUACUGUAUAUUGCCUCACGUCAAGUGUUUUGUAAGAUAUCUAUUACAAAUCCAAUCUCAAAGCGAUUUGUUCAACGUUAUCCCGAAAAGUUUUUUAGAAACACUGUAGAAAUAAACCAAGCUAAUUAUCAUAUGUCUCGCAGAAGGAUGAACUGACGCGCUUCAUUGGUACACCUUUGGAAAACAGGGCUUUGUUCUUCUCCACACAUGCCAUUCAGUCUGUUCCACAGGGCCAUUUCUGUAUAAUUAUUGUACUGAACUCAGCCAUCAUUAGCUCUAGUAUAAUCAUGCCGUCAAUUGUUAGCAAUUGUUGAUCGUCUGUUAUUACGUAGAAGCAGUAUUAUAUCAAUGGUCUGUCCGUGAGGCAAGAGUCUCUGUAGCUGCUACUAUAAGGAGGUCAGAUGUGGCAGAAGUUAGGGACUAUCAUAUCAGGAUUCAAGCACAGCCGUCAGACAACACCCUGUUGGGUGUCGUCCCGUCCUCCUGCAUAAGAAAGGCGAACAGGAAGUCAAAUAUGUGAGGAGUGAGAGUCGGCGAGGCGUUGUUUGAAGGUGUUGAAAGCCCUUUGAAAGGUAACUCUGCUUGUCUGGUUGUAACAUAGGGGAACUGGUGUUACUUAGCUCUGCUGUGGGCUGAUGAGUGGAUUAUUACUGGCCGUUUGUAACUGUUGGAAAUCUUUGCUAACUGCCUCUUCCCUGCCUGGACAUGCUCCUUGGCAUCAUUCCCCCUCCCCCUUCUUCUUCACCUCCUCUGAGAGAUAUUUCCACCUGCAUGCAAUGCAUGCUGGGUAGACAGUGUGUUUGCACUGGAGUGCCUCUGGGUGGCUGACCCCCUCUCGCCCUUCAUCACGCCUCCUCUUCCUCUUAUCAUACUCAAGCCUCAGUCUCCGCCCCACCUACAAGAUCUCAUUCUCCUCUUCAGUUCCAUUCAGUAUUCUGCUCCUCCUAUCCCUCACUCCCUCAUUUUUCUUCAUCACAGAUUCUAGAACUGACACACCAGACAUUCCAAAACAUCAGGACCGGUGUCAUUGCUUCGCAUCAAAUUUCGGCACAUCACUCCAUAGCUAUCUCAUCCCACCCUCAACUCCAAAUGAGUGGAAAGUAAUUUGGUGUGUGUGUGUGCUCAGUUCCUGGCAGGAUUUGUGUUUUUGCAGUUUGUGACUUCUCGGGACCUAGGGAUCAUUUUAGGGACCUAGGGCUCAUUUUAGGGACCUAGGACUCAUGUGACUUCCCAUUUUCUUAAUGAUAAUUUUCAAAAAUAAUGUGACAGUCGGCGAUAAGAAGUUAUGUUGUAGGUUUAAUUCAUGGGACUAAUGACAGUUUUGGCAAUCAAGAAGGUAGAGUUAAUGUAGACCUACUGUACGUCCUGUUUGAGAAUCCGGUAAAGGGCACAGAAGGUGAGGGGUACCUGUGGACAGCUGUGUGUUUGUCUGUCUUCAUGUUGUCUGUCUGAAUCAUUGUGUUUCUUUAUCUUAGUCUUGCCUGUAUCACCUGUCUGUCAGUGUCUUCCUCAUCUAUGACAACUCUCCAGUAAGCCCAUCCAUCCCCCUCCCUCAAAACCCUCCCACGAACCCUAACCUCCAUGGUUAAAGUUCACUACUGCUUUGAUGUACAGGAGGCAGCUGGACAUGGUAAAAUACCUGUUUGUUGUCUCUAAACCACCUAGUACUAGACACAUUGCCCCUGCCUUGACUAUCUGUAAUCUCUAUUCUUAUCCUCCUAAUUGCCUGUAAGAGCAUGCACCGGUCUCUCUCUCUCCCCCUUGCUAAAGACUGCCCUUGCACUUGCCUGCCCACCUCACCAGUAUUAUGCAAACACACGCCAGUGUUUGCCUACCUACCGCGGAGUGGUCUCUCUCUCCCAGAGAAUGAGGAGUAGAGUGAAAUGGUAGGCGAGGUGUCAGGUUGCCUGCCCAUGGAGCUGCCUUACUAACCCAGCUGCUUUAGUGGGAGAGAUCACAAUUUCCCUAUGUUGACAGUUGUGCCAAGCAGAUGUUACCAGUGGGGGGCGCUAUACAUUUGUUACUCUUUAAAACUAUCCUCAAGUUGGUAUCCUUAAGUUUUUCCCUUCCACAGUGAGAUAAAGUGAGAAAUUAAAUGGCGUCAUUUAGUUUACAGAUCAAGUAUUUCAAAUUCCAAACUGUUUAUAGAUCAUUGGCAGAUGAAAGAGUGGCACAUGUAUGCAAUCUUCUAUUUUGAACAUCUCUGUCAGGUGUGGCCUCUUUCUACUUCUAUCUAGUUCCCCUUGUGUUGUUAAUUUGAGGCACCACAUUUUGACUUCAGCCUUCAAAGCACACUAUCCUUAAUCUGCCCCUAACUUGAAACAGUCAUUCCCUCGGAAACAUCUGGAAAUACAUCCCAGCAAUUCAGCCAAUGCAAUCUAUUAAUCCUGCAUGAAGAGGGUACAUGUAUUUUGAAGGCCAGUGUCCUCUGUGUGUACCUAAUGACCUGCACAGAAUGCCCAUUUAUGUAAACCCCUUGUUGUGAGGCAAGUCUGUCUGUCUGUGUGUCUGUGUACAUGGCUGUCUGAGUUCAAAUAGAGAUCCAGUAGUAUUGAAGUUAGAUGUCUGUACCUAUGCCAGAUGAGUUAAUCUACUUAUUGCCAAGGAUGGCCAGUUGAAACACAAUUGAGAGGGGUUUCCUACACUCCCAUCAGCUAAAAAUAACUUUUAGCUGAGGUCUCUCUAGAGCAGGGCUCUUCAACCCAGUUCCGGGAGAGCUCCCCUCCUGUAGGUUUUCAAUCCAACCCCUGUUGUAACAAACCUGAUUCAGCUUAUCAACCAGCUAAUAAUUCAAAUCAGGUGUUCUAGAUCAUAAUACUUUAUCCUAGUAAUAGGUUUCAUUGGUUGGAUUCAGAAGCAACUGGAGAUAGUGGCUUUUGUAUCUGUGUGACUGUGGCCUGUCCGGCCUUGUACCCAGCCUCAAAGGCACUUCCUCUGUUAACUGUCACUCAAACUGAGAGCAUCUACCACCUGUCUAUCUGUGCUGAUCCUCCCUUGCCGACACACCAACACUCCACUCCUCGCUCCACACAUCUAGCUGUGAGACACACCAUAGACAGACCCACUAUCACCACAGCCUAGGAGCACUUGCUAACCUCCAAAGUUCACCACAGAAAGUGAUGAAGGGUUAAAUGACCGCCUGAGACCACUGUUUCCUGGUCAGAUUGAUGUCCAGGAGAGGAGGUCAGGGUGCUGGAAGUGAGUAGGGGUCAGCCAUCGGUCUACCACCACCAGGCCUGUUGCUGCUAGAUGCCUGCCACCCUCUCUGUCCCCCAGCCUGCACCAGCCCGGGCAGCUCCCCCUGGGCAUUGCAUUCAUUCCGUUCUCCCCAGUCCUCAACCCCACCUUCUCCCGCAGUCAUUCACUCAAUGUUUUGGCCUCGUGUCAAAGUCAGCUGUGUUUUAAAUGUCAAGAUCUGGGGGAACUCCACUGUUCGUUUUCACUCAUGUUUAAAAGUAAAUUCGCAGAUGUUCUGUAGCGUACACUCAUUGAUUGUGCCAUGCUCACUGAGUGUGUUCAUUUUUCUCUCCUUUUUGCUAUUGUUGGUAUAUACUCUGUUUAAUCCUUUUCCCCCUGCAGAGUUUAUGGCUGAAACUCUCCCAGCACCUUAGAUUGUCUCUGAUUUAUAUUAGUAUGAUACACUAUACAGGUCCAAAUCAAUGUGUAAUGCACUGUGUUAAUUGCGUAAGGACUGCGUAUAUCAAGCAUAUAGUGAGGUGGUGCCCUCUGGCCCUGGACAUGGUUGACGAAGCGCUCGUCUUGACGCAGUUAUUUAGUCAUUCCCCAUUAUGCUCAAUCGAUUCCUGCAGUAGUAGCUAGGCAGCUUUCCAUUAAGAGUGAAAUACAACCAGAUUUCACCCCACUCACCCCUGCCAGUCUCUGUGCUUUCUCCAGUGACUCACCCAAAAUCGAUCGUUCAAAUGUCCGUUUUUAUCUUAUUAUGAGCAGAUUGUGAGUUUUUUUUUCUGCAGAGGGUUUUUUCCUCACCUCUGACACAAAAUCCUGAUAUUGAAAGAUAAGACUUGUGAAUAAUUGUCAUUGAUUUGUUUUUCUACUCUUUCUCCAUUUGUUCCUUGAUGGACAUCCUUGCUUUGGGCUGAGCAUUUCCAAGGCUUUUGGUUUUGCAUGUGAUUGAGGCCAUAUAACCUUACAGGUCUAUUUGUGCUGACAUUAACCCUCUAGUUCAUAUACACACAGCCCUACAUAUGGAUUUCGGGCCCCAGACUGCUGAUGGUUUUCUCUCAAUGCAAUUUAACCUCUUAUGCAGUAGCCCUGUUGAGCAUGCUCCAGUUUCCACCAGCCCCACACAUGUCGCUCUCCUUGCUAGCGCUGCUUCGCCCAAUCAGGCGGCUUCGCCUACUGCUGCUUACCAGUCUCCAGAGCCCGCCCCCGUAGCCCCUGAACCCACCCCUGAGAGCUACAGUCUGCAACAGUCUGCCUCAGUCUCCAGCCUACAUGGCCAGGCUCCCCCCAUGCAAAAAGCCCCUCCCAUGUAUCAGGGGCAAUCCAUGUACCAGGGGCUUUGUAUGCAGAAGGGACCUCCCAUGCAGCAGGGACCUUCCAUGUACCAGGGGCUUUGUAUGCAGCAGGGACCUCCCAUGCAGCAGGGACCUCCCAUGUACCAAGGGCCUCCAAUGCAGCAGGGACCACCCAUGUACCAGGGGCCCCCCAUACACCAGGCCCCGCCUAUGCAGCGACAUCCCAUGCAGCAGCAGCCUCCCAUGCAGCAAAGCUCCAUCCAGAUCCCUGUGGGCCCUCCUCCACCCAAGGUGGUCAGCACAGCCUGCAUUGUGCCAGCUCCAGCCCCUGUUCCAACCCCAGCCACAGCCCCGGCCGCCCCUGAACCCCCCUCCAGCAGGCCACCCUGGAUCACGGACAACUCUUUUGCCAACAAGUUUGACCCCAGCAAGAGCACCAGCACCAGCAUGAAAGUGCCUGCUCUACCUCAGAGUGCCCCACCAGCACCAGCCUACAUCCCAAACCCUGGCUCCGCCCACACCCCUCCCUCUGCCCCAAGCCCUGCCUAUAAUCCCAGCCCCGCCCCCUACAACCCCGCCCCUGCCCCCUUCCCUCCCAUUGCCCGGGGCGUAGCCCAAAGGGCGGAGCGCUUUGCUGCCAACAGCAGCAGAGCACCCCUCUGUGGCGCUUGCAACAACAUGAUCCGGGGACCCUUCCUGGUGGCCUUGGGUCGCUCCUGGCACCCAGAGGAGUUCAACUGUCACUACUGCCACACAUCGCUGGCAGACUGCAGCUUUGUGGAGGAGCAGAACGCAGUGUACUGUGAGAACUGCUACGGAGAGUUUUUUGCUCCCACCUGUGCACGCUGCAACACCAAGAUCAUGGGGGAGGUGAUGCAUGCUCUGCGGCAGACAUGGCACACCACCUGCUUUGUGUGUGCUGCCUGUGGCAAGGCCUUUGGAAACAGCCUAUUCCACAUGGAGGACGGGGAGCCUUACUGCGAGAAAGAUUACAUUUCACUCUUCAGCACCAAAUGCCAUGGCUGUGACUUCCCAGUAGAAGCGGGAGACAAGUUCAUUGAAGCACUGGGUCAUACCUGGCACGAUACCUGCUUUGUCUGUGCGGUGUGCCAUGUGAACCUGGAGGGCCAGCCCUUCUACUCCAAGAAGGACAAGCCCCUGUGCAAGAAGCACGCUCACGCCAUCAAUGUGUAAAUGCUCCAUCUGCAGCCUUAUGGGGUGGUGGGCAGGUACUUACGUAGCUAUGCCCAAGCCUUGGCAAUGAGCCCUAUAGAGGGGGCAUUGAUCUCAGUGUAAAUUAUGAAAAACACAAGCUGAAGAUGAUAGCGACAAGAUUUGACCGUCAGUCGUGACAAAAUAUUAGUUAGGUUUGUAUUUAUUAAUUUCACUGACAAAUGAAUUCUAAUGUAUAUUUUAUAUCAGAGAAUUCUGAUGUAAACAUUUUUGCUAUUCCACUGAGUACCUAGAGGGCCUCAAUCCAGGAAGGUUGGAGCUACAGACACAUGCAGACUGAGUGGAGUAGCAGGGUUCUUCAGUAAAUAAGAUGCCUUAUUUCACAGCAACACUGUGUGCUUUGUUUUGAAUGUAAAACCCCAAAUAGCGACACAAAUAGCUUGCAGUGAAUGUAGUAAGACCGUUUUAGGAUUGUAUACACUAGGUUUAACAUGAUAAUGCCUCACGCUGUGAACUGAUACAGUAUAUCAUGACACAUGUAGGCCUACUAAUACUGUUGGAUUUCACAGAGCUAUUAUUAUACAUUAUAGUUUAAGUGAUAUUUAUUGCAACUCUGACAGUUAUAUUAUUUAUUUACAUAGAAUAAAAUGAAAGCAUAACAUUCAUGGAUGUUUAUAUUGCUGAUAAAGCAAAAGUUAUAUUGCCUUUUGUUGACAGCUGCAUCGUACAGAGGUUCAUAGUAUUAUAUGAAGUACAUCACUCAAACUUUUUCAUCCUGGAUUCAUUUGAAAUCCAGUCAAAAAACAAUACAAAGAUAGUAAUCUCAAAUUAUGAUACAGUAGUAACAUACAUCUUUAGGGAUACAGAUAGGAGAUGAGGAAACUUAUAUUUAUGGGGUAGGGAAGUUAGGAUUUUUUAAAUGUGUCUCAAACGUGGAAAUCAAGGAAGUACCCUGGAUCUUUUUACAGCAUGUAAGAGAGGCAAGCACUGGCCUGGGGUCUUACAAAUACAUUUUACACAGCAAAUGUCUAUGCAUCUCUGUAUGAAGUGCUACAAUUAAACAAGAAUUCAUAGGAAAUAUCUGUCAAGGCCAAAAACAGCCAUUCACAAUAAUUUCGCUCUCACUAGCACACACCUUAAAGGUCAGUUGCGACCUUGUGCUUGUGUACAGAUGCUUUACUUUGAGUUUAUUUUAUACAUCUGUGUAUUUUCUGUGUUUGUGUAAGUGUAUGUAUGCAUGCAAGAGUUUGUACAUGAUUGUCAGUGCAUGUCUACUGAGGCAACAUCAGUAUUAGUUACAGUAUGUAAAUGUGCCACAAGAGUAGCAAGGUUUAUUGUGAUUUGACAUAACUCUGAGAACACUAGACUGAGUACUUUUGAUAUGCGUAUGUAUGUAGAUCAUCGAGUAAGGAAAGCAUAGUCAGUGCCAGUUCAAAAUAAACCUUACAUGGUACCAUUGAGGGAAGACUUGAAUUGUUGCUAAAUAUUUGUUUAAGCAACUCGUUUGUUUUGAAAGUUCAGCAUAUUGAAACUAGUUAUAUAGUUUCCAACCACUAGAGUGCAACAGAGUGUUGAAACCAUGCUGGCUAAUUGGUAUGCCUCACACGCUAGUCACUAUUUAUACAUAGUACACUCACUGUAUGUUCCCUUGGUCCCCAAGCAAACACUACAAAGCCAUUUGUCACCCCUGUACACUCAUCAUACGCAACAGGUCAAUGUCAAUAUUUUUUACAGAUCCCAUGUGUCAGCCAUAUACUGUAUGGACUCUUCCUCCCUAAUCAGAUACAGAAUGUAUAUUGUGAAUUUUGCCAA